AUGGCUGCUCUAGCGAAGCUCCAGGUCAUCGAAUCCGACCGCCCUGACAGCUACCGAGACAAGGUCGUCUACACGUAUAAACCAUCAGGCGAAGAGCUAUGGGAGAAGGCUCUUGGUGGCAAGAACCUGAGCUUCCAAUUCGGCCUGUUCGACCAAGCCGAGCUGGACAAGGGAGCCCGCUCAGGACCCGUCGGCCCGUCCGAGUACCGCCACUUCGAGCAACAGCUGCAGAUCGCUGGCCUUACGGGGCCGGACUGUCCAAAAGUCCAUCGCGUCCUUGAUCUGGGGUGUGGCUGGGGCUCUAUCUCCCGGUACCUUGCCGAGCGCUUCCCUGAGUGCCAGCGCAUCGACGCCGUCAACAUCAGCCAGAGCCAGCUGGAGUACUUCGCGGCGCGCAUGUCGGACGAUCUCGAGCGGCGCGUCAACCUGUUCCUCUGCAACGCGCAGGAUAUCGACAUGCUGCCCGACCCAGAAGUGCCGUACGAUCUGGUCAUCGUGAGAGGCAUGCUCGCCCACUGCCAAGAUAGCGUGUUCGAAGACGUAGUCGCGAGGAUCUCCGAGCGGCUCGCGCCGACCGGCACUGUGAUCAUCUCGGACAGCUUCUACAAUAAGCUGGAGGGGUACGAGUCGGCCAUCCCCGACGAGGUUGACCGUCUCGCCUGUGGUCACCGCAAGACGCUCGACUACCUUCUCCGAGUCAUGGCGCAGAAAAAGCUGAAGAUGUCGGACCUGCGUCAGCUACCGUCGAAUGCCGAGGCAAUCCACUGGGCGAACAUGGUGCGCCUGAAUGUCGAGCAGCAUUUUCCCGAACCCAGGACGGGCGUCGUCGAUGAGCUGCAUGUCAUGAUGAAGAAUCUCGCGGCCAUACUGGCGGCGGAUAAGUUCUCUGUAUUUAGUAUCAUAGGGCGACCCGUGUGUCCCGGACGCUGA
Anthostomella pinea is the source of this 930-nucleotide messenger RNA. The record is from the annotation of a GenBank genome assembly. NCBI's taxonomy places the organism in Eukaryota, Fungi, Ascomycota, Sordariomycetes, Xylariales, Xylariaceae.